Molecule: messenger RNA, 468 nt
Organism: Spodoptera littoralis (African cotton leafworm)
Lineage: Eukaryota; Metazoa; Arthropoda; Insecta; Lepidoptera; Noctuidae
Source: the annotation of a GenBank genome assembly
AUGAGAGUGUGCACGAUUGUGUUCGCGUUGUUGGUGGCCUUUGUGGCGAGUAUGGCGGCUGAGAACGGCCCUCUGAUGGCCGCCCUCCAGCCUGUGCCCGUAGACGAUACUGAAGUCAUGGUCGUCCAGCCACAAGGCGUCCGGGAGAAGAGGAGUGCAAUUCUUGGUGCUGGUCUGCUCGGCGCUGGUGCUCUGGGUCUUGGCGCUGCUGGUCUGGUUGGUGCCGGUCUGGUUGGAGCUAAGGCUGGUUUUGUUGGUGGUGCCCUAGCCGGUGGUCUGCUGUCCCACGGCAGGAGCUACGGUGGUGGAUACGGCGGUGGCUACGGAGGUUACUACGGUGGCGGCUACGGCGGCGGUUACGGCGGACACUACGGCGGUUACGGCGGCGGCUACGGAGGCGGCUACGGCUACGGUGGUCACGGACGUGUCUACAGGAAAGUGUACCUUGUAGAAGAACCCUGGUGCUGA